Peromyscus californicus insignis is the source of this 2131-nucleotide messenger RNA. It is a transcript of the gene Cpb2, whose product is annotated as carboxypeptidase B2. The record is from RefSeq and is a predicted model, not a curated record. Bases 1 to 1386 code for a protein of 461 amino acids. Gene Ontology annotation, molecular function: zinc ion binding; metallocarboxypeptidase activity. The transcript has 12 exons. Lineage: Eukaryota; Metazoa; Chordata; Mammalia; Rodentia; Cricetidae. Gene Ontology annotation, biological process: proteolysis; fibrinolysis.
AUGGCGCGUUUUUCCAUCAGCAUCUUCCUCGUGUUCCGGGCUCCAGUUCAGGUUACUGCAUUGCCUUUGGUGGCAUUGCUGAUGCCCGCUGUCUGCAAUGUCUAUCGAAGGUUUUGGAGAUGCUUAAAUGAUGAAAUGAUGUUUGUUGUGGUGUUGAAAACCAGGUGCAAACACCGAAAUGUUGCAAGUGGCCAGGUGUUAUCUGCUCUUCCUAGAACCUCUAGGCAAGUUCAAGUUCUUCAGAAUCUUACUACAACCUAUGAGGUCGUUCUCUGGCAGCCAGUGACAGCUGAAUUCAUUGAAAAGAAAAAAGAAGUCCAUUUUUUUGUGAACGCAUCGGAUGUCGACAGUGUUAAAGCCCAUUUAAACGUGAGCAGAAUCCCAUUUAGCGUCCUGAUGGAAGAUGUGGAGGCUCUAAUUCAGCAGCAGACGUCCAAUGACACCGUCAGCCCCCGGGCCUCCUCCUCAUACUACGAACAGUAUCACUCGUUAAAUGAAAUCUAUUCCUGGAUAGAUGUUGUAACCGAACGGUAUCCUGACAGGCUCCAAAAAAUCUACAUUGGCUCAUCAUAUGAAAAGUACCCACUUUAUGUGUUAAAGGUUUCAGGAGAGAAACAAACAGCUAAAAAUGCCAUAUGGAUCGACUGUGGAAUCCAUGCCAGAGAGUGGAUCUCACCUGCUUUCUGCUUGUGGUUCAUAGGCUACGUCACCCAGUUCUAUGGGAAAGAAAAGCUGUAUACCAAUCUCCUGAGGCACGUGGAUUUCUACGUCAUGCCAGUGAUGAACGUGGAUGGUUAUGACUACACAUGGAAAACGAACCGAAUGUGGAGAAAGAACCGUUCUGUCCACAAGAACAACCGAUGUGUGGGCACAGACCUAAACAGGAACUUCGCUUCCAAACACUGGUGUGAGGAAGGUGCAUCAAGUUUCUCCUGCUCUGAAACCUACUGUGGACUUUAUCCUGAGUCGGAGCCAGAAGUGAAGGCAGUGGCUGACUUCCUGAGGAGAAACAUCAACCACAUUAAAGCUUACAUCACCAUGCACUCAUACUCCCAACAGAUACUGUUUCCCUAUUCCUAUAACAGAAGCAAAAGCAGGGACCAUGAGGAACUGUCUCUCGUAGCCAGUGAAGCAGCGCAUGCGAUUGAAAUCAUUAAUAAAAACACCAAGUAUACAUAUGGCAGUGGCUCCGAAAGUCUAUACCUAGCUCCUGGAGGUUCUGAUGAUUGGAUCUACGAUUUGGGCAUCAAAUAUUCAUUUACGAUUGAACUUCGAGAUAAAGGCAGAUAUGGAUUCUUGCUGCCUGAGAGAUACAUCAAACCCACCUGUGCAGAAGCUCUGGCAGCAGUCUCCAAAAUAGCUUGGCAUGUUAUUAGGAACCUUUAAUGCCUGUGCCUCUGCUCCGGUGUUUUUAUUUUACUGAUUUCAGCAACACCAAAUUGUUGAACUGGCUUUUUUCUAAGUCUAAUCAGUUUCCUUGGUUUUGUCAAAGAAUAAAAUACAUAACACUUGGAGCUUAAGGGUGACAAAGGCUCGUGUGUAUUUUAACCUUUUUAUUGUAAGGGGCUAGGUAUUGAUCCCCACUCCCUCAUCCCUUGAUUUAGGAUGACCAGUUAUCUUAAGCAGUUUUAAGAUUUAUUAUUUGUAUGAGCGCGUGUGUGCCCCUGCGUGAGUUUAAGCACCUGGUUCUUGCUGGACCCCAAAGAAAGCGCUGGAUUCACUGGAAUUGAAGUUACUGAAGGUUAUUCGUAGCCACGUGGGUGCUGGGAACCAAAUCUGGUCUCUCCAAGAGCAGCAACCGCUCUUAACGGCUGGAGCUGUUUCUCCAGCCCCUCUUUAGCUACUUUAAUACUAAUUUUAUGCAAAUCAUUCGACCCAAAAAGCAAAAGCAAAGGCACUUUGAAGCAUCUUAAGGAUUUCCACUCCAAAAUUGCAGUCAGUCUCUGCUCGUGUUCCUGAAAGCACAAUGCGUACACAGCCUUUAGUCCAGCCAUAGGCCCAGGCGGGGGAAGGGCGGACGUCAAAUUCUGCAGCCCAGAAGCAUGCCAGGCUGUGGUCACUGCCAGUGACAAAGUGGCACUUUACGCACUGGAAAACCGUUAAAUCGAGAACCUUUCCAUUAAUUGAAAAA